AUCUCUGUCGUCCAUCGUCAACAUACUUAUUUACGUUUUACUUCACUGAAAAGUCUUCGCUUUAUCUUUGAAUUCUUCGUCAAAAACAAGAGGAUCCAAGAUCCAAGUAGAAGUAAGAUCCAUCUCGGCCACAAGAACGACAAAUAGAGGCCAAGGCGAUGACGGAGGCCGCCCCGUUCAGAACCCUAACCCCAACAAUCAGCACUUAACAACCUCUCUACUGCGAUUUCUCGCCACUGUAUUUUUGUUUAUUUUUCUUUUUUUUCCUUUGUUUCAAAUUAAAUUGCUCCCAGGUCUCUUUUGACAAGGACGUGUUUUCACGUCGAGGGUAAAGAAAAAAAAAAAAAAAAAUUGGUGUUACAAUACAGUUAGGUUCACGGAAACAGAGAGAGAGAGCUAGCACUGUAUAACAACAAUAGUAAUAACAUGCGAUGAUGAGUGACAUAAACGCAAAAAGCAAAGUAGGUGAAACAACUCCCAGUGGAGAGGUUGUUAAUGGGUUUCGGAGCUGUAGGGAUCUCAGCGACACGGUGCCAUUCUACGCAGCUUGUGGUAUCUACCUUAAGCCUGUAGCCAGGAUCAAUGUGUCGAUUAGUCUGCCGCAACUGAAGACUCCAGGAAAAACUAUAUCAACAUGGGAGGUGCAAGAGAAGCUGCGUUUGCUGAUCAGGCCCGACGAAUUUGCCUCGAUAAAGGUUGUCAAGAGCAGCCUCGAAUUCAUCAGAUUCGAGGCCGACCUGGGCGACAAAUCAAGACUUCAGCAAGUGCUGGCAAGACUCGAUGCGCAGCGCUUGAAUCUGGCAGGCUUUCCAACCGUAUUAAAAGUGAAAGCUGCCGAGGCAAAGGAUGGCUUUCCGACAAGACACUCCUGGGAUUCGUACUUCCGCGAUGCCAAGCACAUGAACGAGCUGAAAGCAGGCGAGCGCCCUGACACAAUACACAUAUCUGGUCUUCCUGUCAAAUGGUUUAGCGAUGAUGGCGGUAAAACUCCAAGCGAAUCCCUUAUAGCUAAAAUUUUCAAGAGAUGGGGCAAUGUCAAACGAGUAGACGUGCCGGCUGCGGAUCCGUACAGAUCCAGGAUGAGGCUGAAUACAACCAUACAAAAGUUUAGUUAUGCAGAUGGCAUCUUUUUUGAUGCGUUUGUCCAAUAUAAUGAGUACAUGGAUUUUGUCAAAUGUAUGGAUGUGCUCAGGGGAAUGAAGCUACUGAAAAAGGAGAAGGAAAAGCACUUGAUAGCUGCCAUAAAGGUUGAUUUCGACAAAACGAAACACAUGAGUGAUAAUUCUGUAUCGCAUAGAGAGUUUGAAAGAAAACGGCUCGUAGCACAAGAUAACUUGGCAGCUGAAAAAUUGCGCAGAAAAGAAGAAGCUGAAGCUAAGAGAAAAGAAGAAUUAAAAAAAAAGGAAGAAAAAGAUGAGAAAGAAAAAGAAUCCAGACGUCGAAAUAGAGAGGAAAAACGGAAACGGAAAGCAUUGACAGUUUAUCGCAAACAAGAAGAGGAUAAAGUUUCAAUGAAAAUUGCCAGAGAAGAGAGAAAACUUGUCAAAGCUCAAAGACAGUUGGAGAGUAUAAGAUUGUUGGAUGCGUUGUUUGAAAAAAUAAGGAUUAAGGUAGAGAAGAAUGAAAUAAAUAUCAAAGUAAAAGAUGAAAAAAAAGAUGAAAAAGCGGAGGUAAAAACAGAUGAUGCUUCCAAAGGAAGUGUAAAUGAUUCGAAAAAGAAAGUCAAAAAAGACAAAGCAAAAGUUAAAAAAAAGAAAAAAGAGAGAAAGAAAAAAAAAUUGUCAGAUAAAUCCGAUGACUCUGGUACAGAGGAAAAGAAAAAUAAAAGUUCCACCAGCAAAGGUCUCGAUAUCAACAAAGGUACAGAAGUAUACCCAAGAUUGCCACCCCAGGCUGCUUGGUACUACAAUUCAGCUGUACCUCUGCUUUAUCCUCCGGUACGUGGUUUUCCGAGGGGCGGUCGUCGAGGCAACCGGGGUCGCGGCCGCUGGCGCAACGCCCCUGGGGCAUCUUUUCCUCAGUACGAUCCUCAAGAACUGAACGAACAAUACUACAAAUAUUUUGCAAGUCUCGUGGGCCAAGACUAUCACGCUUUUCUUCCCGGUAGUGGCUCUGACAGGAGCCGCUCGCGAUCGCGUUCACGAUCCAGGAGUCACAGAAGGUCGAUACCAAGAUCAAGGGGGAGGUCGCGGUCGAGAUCCAAGACUCGCAGGCAACGGAGUAGGAGCCGCAGCAGGUCAAAAUCGAGGAAAGAUAAGCUUUCGAAUCCUAGAAAAAAAUCAAGAUCUCGUUCAAGGCGACGUUCUCACUCGACACGACGUACACGAUCGAGAUCGUUCUCACGCUCGAGAACAAGAAACGGCAGCAACAGAUCACGAGCUCGAUCAACAUCACCUCGCAAGAAGCCGAGAAAGCGAAGCGUUCAAGAGAGGAGUAGGGCUGAGUCUCAAGUCCGGGUGACGAGGGCAAAGUCGCGCAGCACGUCGCCGAAAAAGCGCAAGUCGCGCAGUCGCUCGUGGUCACUGCCCAAGUCGGCGAGAAGCAGAAGCUGCUCGUGGUCAAGAGACGCGGACAAGCCGCAGAGCAUUGUUAUUAUUCCUGGUACUAACAUUGCUGCUGUUGCUUCUACUGUUGUUGUCCCAGCUACCAAGACUGAUCAAAAAAAGCCAGAGGUUGAAUCGUUGACGCCUAAAGAGAAGAGAAAAGAGCCAGAGAAGCAAUGAUAGAUAUUUGUAUUCAAACGAAUAUUUCUAAGUCAUGCGAUAGAGAGGAAUUUAUAGAUUGCAUGAUUUUAUAAUGUUGUACAGCUAGAGGUAUUUAUGCGAAUGCCGAGUGUAUCGCAAUUUGUAAACAAUUAGUUUAAUAUCUGUUCUCGUUGUUUUUGAGAACAAUUUUGGGUGGGUCUAUUGAAAUUGCUGAAUUCAAAUGGUUGUACAAUAAACUGACUACUUUUUUUUGUA
Copidosoma floridanum is the source of this 2960-nucleotide messenger RNA. RefSeq lists its product as uncharacterized. Lineage: Eukaryota; Metazoa; Arthropoda; Insecta; Hymenoptera; Encyrtidae. The record is from RefSeq and is a predicted model, not a curated record.